Messenger RNA from Penicillium odoratum, 2685 nucleotides. RefSeq names its product MCM DNA helicase complex subunit MCM2. Gene Ontology annotation, biological process: DNA replication; double-strand break repair via break-induced replication; mitotic DNA replication initiation. Gene Ontology annotation, molecular function: single-stranded DNA binding; single-stranded DNA helicase activity; 3'-5' DNA helicase activity. Lineage: Eukaryota; Fungi; Ascomycota; Eurotiomycetes; Eurotiales; Aspergillaceae. The transcript has 5 exons. Gene Ontology annotation, cellular component: MCM complex; nucleus. The record is from RefSeq and is a predicted model, not a curated record. The coding region runs from base 1 to 2685 and encodes 894 amino acids.
AUGGAUCCCCUCCGGCCUAGUGACUCGGCCGCAAACCGCGGUCCGCGCUCAAACACCCGCAAGCGCUCAAGAGAGCCAGAUGACAUGUCCUCUCCCGCUGCGUUGCCCCCCUCCAGUCCCACCGCCCUCGGUUCAUCUCCUCCCCCAAUGCCAUUCGAUGAGGACGACGAGGAAGAUGAGGGAGCUGAUAUGAUCCCCGAUAUUGACGAUGUGGAUGAGCUUGCAGAGGAUGAGGAUGGCAUUGACCUGUUCGGCGAUAAUUUUGAGCGGGAUUACCACGACGGACAAGAUCAGUACGAAAACGAUGGCUAUAUUGAUGAUGAUGGAGACCAUGAGGAACUCGACGCUGCCACUCGUCGCCAGCUGGAUUCUCGCUUGAACCAAAGAGAUCGGGAAUUGGCUCGUCGCCGCCAAAUGCCCGCUGCCUUCCUGCACGAUGACGAUGACCUGGAAAUGGAUCUGUCACGCCAACCCCGACGUCGACGACACCACUACGAUGAAGAUCGUGAAGAUAUCGACAUGGCUGACGAGGGUAUGGAGGAGCUGUCACUAGAGGAGUUGGCCGAUGUAAAAGCCGCCAACAUCACCGACUGGGUCACGCAGCCUCAGGUCCUACGCUCGAUUUACCGAGAGUUCAAGGCUUUCUUGACAGAGUUCAUUGACCCCAGUGGUCAGUCCGUAUACGGUAACCGCAUCAAAACUCUUGGUGAGGUCAACUCCGCUUCCCUGGAGGUUUCAUACGCCCAUCUGAGUGAGACCAAGGCCGCACUGUCAUACUUCCUUGCCAACGAGCCUACUGAGAUCCUCAAGGUCUUCGAUCAGGUUGCGCUCGAUGUCACCCUCUUCCACUACCCUCAGUACCAUGAUAUUCACAACGAGAUUCACGUGCGCAUCACCGACGUGCCCAUUAUCUAUACCCUCCGCCAAUUACGUCAGUCUCACCUCAAUUGCCUGGUCCGUGUUGGUGGUGUGGUCACCCGUCGUACUGGUGUCUUCCCGCAGUUGAAGUUCGUCAUGUUCCUUUGCCAAAAGUGUGGUAUCACUUUGGGUCCUUUCCAGCAAGAGUCCAGCUCUGAAGUGAAGAUCUCCUUCUGUCAGAACUGCCAAUCUCGUGGUCCCUUCACUGUCAACAACGAGAAGACAGUCUACCGGAACUACCAGAAAUUGACCCUGCAGGAGUCUCCUGGCACUGUCCCCGCUGGUCGUUUGCCUCGCCAGCGCGAGGUCAUCUUGUUAGCUGACUUGAUUGACACAGCCAAGCCUGGUGAUGAGAUCGAAAUCACUGGUAUCUACCGUAACAGCUACGAUGCCCAGUUGAACAACAAGAACGGUUUCCCCGUUUUCGCCACUAUCAUCGAAGCCAACCAGGUAGUCAAAUCUCAUGAUCAGCUGGCUGGUUUCCGUUUGACAGAGGAGGAUGAACGUGAGAUCCGCGCACUUUCCCGCGAGCCUGACAUCGUUGACCGUAUUGUUCGGUCCAUGGCACCCAGUAUCUACGGUCACCACGAUGUCAAGACCGCCGUGGCCCUUUCUCUCUUCGGUGGUGUCAGCAAGCAGGCCCAGGGUAAAAUGAAUAUUCGUGGUGACAUCAAUGUCCUGCUGCUCGGUGACCCCGGUACUGCUAAGUCUCAGGUGCUCAAGUACGUGGAGAAGACAGCACACCGAGCUGUUUUCGCUACCGGUCAAGGUGCCAGUGCUGUUGGUUUGACGGCCAGCGUUCGUCGCGACCCGCUCACCAGCGAGUGGACCUUGGAAGGUGGUGCGCUUGUGCUCGCUGACCGCGGUACUUGUCUGAUCGACGAGUUCGACAAGAUGAAUGACCAGGACCGGACAUCCAUCCACGAAGCCAUGGAACAGCAGACCAUUUCCAUCUCCAAGGCCGGUAUCGUGACCACCCUGCAGGCUCGCUGUGCAGUGGUCGCCGCUGCCAAUCCCCAGGGUGGUCGGUACAAUGCUACCAAGCCCUUGUCACAGAACGUGGAGCUCACCGAGCCUAUCCUGUCCCGUUUCGAUAUCUUGUGUGUGGUACGCGACUUGGUCGAACCCAGCGAGGACGAGCGCUUGGCCAACUUUGUGAUCGAGUCUCACCACCGCGCCAACCCCGCCCGGCCCCUUCGCAACGACCAGAAUCAGUUAGUUGACGCAGAUGGUCACCUUAUUAAUGAGGAUGGUUACCGCAUCAACGAGCAAGGCCAGAUCCUUCCUCCCACACAAGAAGAGAUUGCCCAGCGUGCUGCUGAACAGAAGCAGUCUGAGGAAGAAAAGGAGGGCGAGAUUCCGCAAGAGCUCUUGCGCAAGUACAUUCUUUACGCUCGUGAGCGAUGCCACCCCAAGCUGUACCAGAUCGACCAGGACAAGGUCGCCCGUUUGUUCGCAGACAUGCGUCGCGAGUCCCUGGCCACUGGUGCCUACCCUAUCACUGUCCGUCACCUUGAAGCUAUCAUGCGUAUCGCCGAGGCUUUCUGCAAGAUGCGCCUGUCAGAGUACUGCUCUUCUCAGGAUAUUGACCGUGCCAUCGCUGUCACCGUCGAGUCUUUCGUUGGUAGCCAGAAGAUCAGCUGCAAGAAGGCGCUCUCCCGUGCAUUUGCCAAGUACACAUUGGCCCGUCCCAAGCCGUCCAAGCGUCGCGCCGGUGUCCCCGUGCCCAACCCACAUUUGCCACGGAAUGCGUCCACCGUGCGGUAA